GGCAAGGGUGGGACUAAAACCCUGAUGAAUACCAUCAUGCAACUGAGAAAGAUCUGUAAUCAUCCAUUUAUGUUUCAACCAAUUGAGGAGUCUAUUGCAGAACAUCUUGGUUUCCCGUCUGGAAUUGUCCAUGGGAUUUACAAGCUCAAGACAGAGCYCAUCGUAUUGGCCAAGAGAAAGAAGUCAGGGUUUUGAGAUUGAUGACUGUUAACAGCAUCGAGGAGAGAAUCCUCGCUGCAGCAAGAUACAAGCUGAAUGUAGAUGAAAAGGUCAUUCAGGCUGGUAUGUUCAACCAGAACUCAACGUCCAGUGAAAGAAAGGCCUUCCUUAUGGCAUUACUAAACACUGACGAGGAGAACUCAGAUGAAGAUGAAAGUGAAGUUCCUGAUGAUGAAACUGUGAACCAGAUGAUUGCAAGAAACGAAGAAGAGUUUGAAUUAUAUCAGAGAAUGGACAAAGAAAGAAGACGGCAGAAUAUGAGGGAAGGCAACAGGACAAGGUUGAUUGCAGCGGAAGAGCUGCCACAAUGGAUCCUCAAGGAUGAUGCAGAGGUUGAGCGUUUGACAUGGGAGGAGGAAGACGAGAAGCUCUUUGGGCGUGGUUCCCGUCAGAGGAAGGAGGUCGACUAUAGCGAACACUUGACUGAAAAGCAGUGGUUGAAAGCUAUCGAAGAAGGUUCCCUAGACGAGAUAGAAGAACGACAAAAAACAAGGAAAAUGAACAAGAAAAGGAAACGAGAAGGAGACGAAGUUGAUUCACCAAAGGUGAAAAAGAAAAGAGGAAGACCGCCCGUCGUGAAAAUGUCUCCAAAUCCACCGGAACUCACCAAAAAGAUGAAAAGACUUGUAAAAUACAUCAAUAAACACGUAGACGAUGAAAGUGGUCGAUGUCUUGCCGAAGCAUUCUUGGUUCUUCCCACCAAGAAGGAUCUUCCUGACUAUUACCAAAUCAUCAAACAACCUGUUGACAUCAAGAAGAUUAGGGGAGAUGGGGACGAUAGAGAUUCAGUGUCUUCUGAUGUUGAAGGAGGAAGCGUCUCGUCUUUGAAGAUGCGCAUCAAACUAGGAAAACAAUCAGUAGAGAAAGCGAGGGCUGAAAUUGGUGGGAAGCGGCGUGGUAGACCSCCUAGAGCCAGGACACCAGGCGAACUAGAUGACAAAGACACUGACUCAUGUCCUCCAUCUGAACGUGCUGACAGCAGUGAUGAUGGAUCAGACAUGGAGACCGACUCGGUGGCGACCUCAAUUGACACAGCUGURCCUUCGCCUUCGCAGAAAAAGAAAUAAUACUAGUACUAACAGGGGGUAGAUUAGGGGGUUUAUUGUACUACAGUUUGGGAUCAAAACAGCUUCUAAAGGGAAGAUAGAUAGACUUGAAAUAUUGUAAAACUGUGACUUUCUUUUUCAAUUUAUUAUAAACAAAAUAGUUAUACAGUUUAAAUACUACCACCAUUGCCUCACUUUGUUAUUUCCAAGUCAAGUGUGCAGUGUUUUCCAGAACAUGACCAUUACGGUACUGACCUGGCCGACAGUGUUAUUGAAAUACCAGUGAAUAUUUGUUUUUGGAAAUUUUACCAGAAGUAACGUACGUUGUAGUUUUCCUAAGACUUUUGAACUGAAAGGGCAUGCCAUACCUGUGUUUUCUAACACAGUCUAUGUACCUGUAAUAUUGCUUGGAAAUGGCCAUCCCAGAAGUCACGUACUUGGGUUUUUGCCUGGGAGUUUGACCAGUAAGGGCGUGUCUUACCUGGGCUUCUGUAACACUUAAUUCUCGAACUUGAACAGAGUGACGUAUAAAUCUAUAUUAAGUGUUAAAUAACGUUGUAUUUUAUAUGGUAAUCACGAUAUUUUCUCUGUGUAAUGUGUUACUUUGUUGUAGUAUUUUGUUUUAUUUACUUAAAGUUUUGUUUAUAAUAUUUGACCAUGAUAUCAGCACGACCAUCCGGCUCUCUACAAGGGCUCAAUGAUAUAAUCUUUGUUUUCAGUUUUGAGAAUACUCUUGAUUAAGUAGUUUUAUUUUGUAAUUUGUAGGAAUAAAAAAGCAGUAUUCUUAUU
Exaiptasia diaphana is the source of this 2054-nucleotide messenger RNA. RefSeq names its product transcription activator BRG1. The record is from RefSeq and is a predicted model, not a curated record. Gene Ontology annotation, molecular function: ATP-dependent chromatin remodeler activity; transcription factor binding; ATP binding. NCBI's taxonomy places the organism in Eukaryota, Metazoa, Cnidaria, Anthozoa, Actiniaria, Aiptasiidae. Gene Ontology annotation, biological process: positive regulation of transcription by RNA polymerase II. Gene Ontology annotation, cellular component: nucleus.